AGCUUAUUUUAGAACGCGAGAACGCAGCGCAGUGUACCACCGAAUCGCAAGCAUCGCGUAGUAAACUUGGAUCUGACGGUUCCUCGUGGGCAGUUGUUGCGCCCAGGAAGCCCGAUCGAGCGGAACGAUUUACGGGACAUUUAUGUGAGAACGUAGCCGUACGAAGAUGGUGUCGGUGAUGCAGCCGUACAUGGACAUCGAGAGCUCCAGGAGCUACAUCGACGAGCUAUACUCCCCAGACGCGCAGAAAUGUCUGGAGGCGAUUAUAUGCUUGAAGAAUUCAGUGAUUGGCAGCAACAGGCAAAAGGGUUCAGUUAUAGCUCAAGGUGUGGUACCCCGGCUCUUGCAACUGCUCGGAGACACAUCUGGUACCAUCGGCGAUCGAAUAAGAUUAGAAUCAGCCGUGACAUUGGGCUCUCUAGCUAAGGGCACAGAUCAGCAUGUAUUGGCGCUUAUAGACCUAGGUGUAGUUCCAUUGCUACUUCAAGUCUUGCUCUCCUCACCAACGCCUGAGAUGGUUGUGGAUGGCAAGAUAAAGGUACUGGAUUUGUUGCACGAGGCCUGCCUGCGAUGUCUGCGCACGGUAUUCCAGCACGCGGCGGCGCCGGUUCAUUCUAUUUAUCAGGAUCCCGCGUUAGUGCCACGGCUGUUGUCCCUGGCGAGUCGGUCGGUUACCUGUCAAGUCUGUGUUGCAACAAUCUUGACUACGGCAUGUAAGACGACAGAGGAGCAGAACGCUCUAUCCAAAGGCGGCGCGGUGGAAACAUUGGCGAUGCAACUGGACUCCCCUCUAUCCGACGUUCAACUGCCGGCUCUGGCCUGUUUGGCAAACAUGUGCUACCAAAAUCACAUGGUAUCAGCUCUGGUCGCGUCGGCCAGCACGAGCAACACUGUCCACGGUAGACUGGUACCAGUCGCGCUAGGCCAACUAAUGGGACGCGAGAAGAGCUCGUUAAUACAGCUGGAAGCGGCGAGGUGCAUCGCGUACAUGCACAGAGCAGGCGCGUUGCCGUCCACUGAUCCACGAGUGGUGUAUCGCGCUCUACCCUGCCUGGUGCGUUUGUGUCAUCGAGACAGACCGCCACGCGAGAGAGUCGCCGCGGCUGAGACGCUCGCGUACCUGACGGAAGUCGAUACGGAUUUACAGCGUUUAGCUUCCAUUAGCAAUCAUUUAAUACCGACACUGGCAGAGCUACUGAGACCACAUCCGCAAGUCCAGGAUGCAACGCUAACGCAAGAUAUGCGCCAAGCUGCAUUCAGAGCGUUCGCGUCUCUCGGCGCGAAUGACGAAGAUAUCCGGAAACGUAUUAUCGAGACGGAAAGUCUUAUGGAACAGGUUGUUUCUGGUUUACAGGAUCCUGGUGGAUCACGUGUUCGUUUAGCCGCGGUUAGAUGUUUGCACUCCCUUUCGAGGAGCGUGCAACAACUUCGCACUACAUUUCAGGAUCAUGCAGUGUGGAGGCCACUUAUGCAGUUGUUACAUGGAGCUGACAAGGGGUUGGAGGGUAGAGGCGAAGGUGAAGGUGAUUUAUUAACUGUUGCCUCGAGUACUUUAUGUAAUUUACUGUUGGAGUUUAGUCCGAGCAAAGAGCCAAUUCUCGAGUCCGGCGGAGUAGAGUUAUUGUGUUCUCUCACUAAACGGCCUGAGUCGGCCCUCCGACUGAACGGCAUUUGGGCCCUAAUGAACGUGGCCUUUCAAGCAGAACAACGUGUAAAAUCGCAAAUACUCUCGUGCCUGGGCACAGAUCAGAUCUUUCGUCUCUUGGCCGAUCCUGAAUUAGGCGUCCUGAUGAAAACGCUGGGCUUGUUGCGAAAUUUGCUUUCCACUAAAGCUCACAUAGAUCGUAUAAUGGGCGAGCAUGCCACGCACGUUAUGCAAGCGGUCAUUCUAGUACUGGAGGACCCGGAACACCCGGCGGACGUCAAGGAACAAGCACUUUGCAUUUUAGCAAAUGUAGCCGAUGGUGACCGGGCGAGAGAUCAUAUCAUGGCUAAUGACGACGUGCUUAAAAAACUCAUGGAUUACAUGAUGCACAGCAACGUGAAACUGCAAGUUGCUGCUAUUUUUUGUGUAUGCAACCUAGUCUGGAGGGAGGAACCCGGUGCCGCGCAGCGACAAGCGCGUCUGCGGGAAUUAGGAAUUCAUCGUAUCUUACAACAAUUACGUCACACAAAAGACACUCAAUUAUUUGAGAAAGUCAAGACUGCCCUAUCGCAAUUCUACGAUCCUUGAACUUGGAACGUAUCGCUGAUGAAGAUUAGGUUAUGAUUUUAAGUGUCUUUUUUAUAUUUGAAGUAAAUUACGAGUUUAGCGUUAAUACUGUGAUCACCUCGGUUGACAAUGUAUAAUCGAAAGUUAUAAGACGAACAAACUGCUAUUUCUGAGCCUAUGCCUGUAUAAUCUGUCUCUGUAGUAUUUAUUUAACUUAAUAGAGAUGAAAGUAUAAUACGUGUAGUACACGCGAUUCGUUUGCUUAUGUCGAAUAUCGUUUGAUAUACAUAUUAUUUACAACAUUGAUUUACAAGCAGAGGCUUCAGAUAAUGCAUUGUCUUGUAUGCAAUAAAAAGAAAUUAAGGGAAUAAGUUAAAUCAUGAAAAGAAAUUGAAAUAAAUAGAAAGCAAAU
Messenger RNA from Monomorium pharaonis (pharaoh ant), 2624 nucleotides. RefSeq names its product armadillo repeat-containing protein 8. Gene Ontology annotation, cellular component: GID complex. The transcript is spliced from 8 exons. Gene Ontology annotation, biological process: proteasome-mediated ubiquitin-dependent protein catabolic process. The record is from RefSeq and is a predicted model, not a curated record. Bases 167 to 2233 code for a protein of 688 amino acids. Lineage: Eukaryota; Metazoa; Arthropoda; Insecta; Hymenoptera; Formicidae. Gene Ontology annotation, molecular function: protein binding.